UUGAAUGAGGUUCAGAAUUCUUCAGGCUCCCACAGAAAAUUCAUAAUUAAAUAAAACAUCUGGGUUCUCUCUGUUUCCAGUGGUCACAUGUGAGGUUGUUGCAUUUUUGAGUCUGGUCCCCUUAUUUAUAGAGGCAGCACUUUUACUUGGAAAUGAAAAUAAACAUAGAUACAUAGUUAUAUACACAACCCUCUUCUCCCCAUCUGUUCUCUACGUCGCUUACAUUUGUCUAUUGGGUACUUGGUCUAGCAAGGAAUGGAGAAAAUCAUAUUUGUAUUAGCAAUCUUGUUUGGAUUAGGCUAUUUUUCUAUCUAUGCCAAUGCAUUUUCGCCUUCCGCGUGGACUAAAGGUCAUGCUACCUUUUAUGGUGGCAGUGAUGCCUCAGGAACUAUGGGAGGAGCUUGUGGAUAUGGGAACUUAUAUUCUACAGGGUAUGGGACUAGGACUGCGGCCUUGAGUACUGCAUUGUUCAAUGAUGGAGGUUCAUGUGGGCAAUGCUACAGGAUCAUAUGUGACUAUACAAGUGAUAACCAGUGGUGUAGGAAAGGAGUAUCAGUGACAGUCACUGCUACAAACUUCUGCCCUCCUAACUAUGAUCUUCCCAGCAAUAAUGGAGGAUGGUGCAACCCACCUCUCCAGCAUUUCGAUAUGGCUCAGCCUGCCUGGGAAAAGAUUGGUAUUUACAAAGGAGGGAUUGUGCCCGUAUUGUUCCAAAGGGUUCCAUGCAAGAAACAUGGUGGAGUUAGAUUCACCAUAAAUGGAAGAGACUAUUUUGAGCUUGUUUUAGUUACUAAUGUGGCAGGGGCUGGAUCUAUUCAAUCUAUGUACAUCAAAGGCUCAGGAACUGAUUGGAUGGCAAUGUCAAGAAAUUGGGGAGCUAAUUGGCAAUCCAAUGCCUAUCUUAAUGGCCAAUCUCUGUCUUUCAAGGUCAUCACUACUGAUGGAGAAAUCAAACUGUUCCCGGACAUUGUGCCAUCCAAUUGGGCGUUUGGCCAAACCUUCUCCAGUAGUGUACAAUUCUAAGCUGAAAGCGAUUUUAGGGUUCAGGGUUUUGGGUUUGGAAUCAAUCGGCAGAGGCGUGCUUAAUAUUUUACUCAAGCAGCCCGCCAACUCUUUUUUGGGUUGUCUAUUGAGGUGGUGAGGACAUGGAUUUCUGGGGUGGUGGUUGAGAAGGGGAGCAAACCAAUGGACUCAAGAAGGCUCUCAGUUUUGUGCAUUUUUUAACCAAGAAAACAUUAUUGUUGAUGCUCACAACUUGGUGGUGCUGUGUGGAUGUUGCAUUUGUUAUAGCACAUCAAUAAGAGGCGCAAUAAAAUGCAGCUUCAGCAUGUAGAAAUACUUGAAAACUUACAAUUUAUAUGCUUGUAAUAUUAAUCUUGUUCUUGUUGUAAUAGUUACAUAAUUGGGAAUUAAAGUUUCCUGCAAACCCUUUUGCAAAA
Quercus robur (English oak) is the source of this 1439-nucleotide messenger RNA. RefSeq names its product expansin-A11. Gene Ontology annotation, cellular component: extracellular region. The transcript is spliced from 3 exons. The coding region runs from base 256 to 1023 and encodes 255 amino acids. Gene Ontology annotation, biological process: plant-type cell wall organization. The record is from RefSeq and is a predicted model, not a curated record. NCBI's taxonomy places the organism in Eukaryota, Viridiplantae, Streptophyta, Magnoliopsida, Fagales, Fagaceae.